Messenger RNA from Linum tenue, 2095 nucleotides. The record is from the annotation of a GenBank genome assembly. NCBI's taxonomy places the organism in Eukaryota, Viridiplantae, Streptophyta, Magnoliopsida, Malpighiales, Linaceae.
CAAUUUCUCGUUGAUCUGCGCUCAAACAGUGCAGAAAACGCACCACUUCAUAAUCCCACUUCCGCAGCUGGCCUAAUUAAUCGGAAGUAGCAACUCCAAGAAAAUCCAGCAUUCGACGGCGGCGGCGACGAAGAAGAUGACGAUGAAGCAAUGGCUGUUCCACCACCAGAAUCAGUCUCAGAGGAUGGCAUUCGCUGGCGUUUUCGCCAUUCUUCUCCCAAUUUUCUUCCCCCAUCUCUUCCGUCCCCUCGGCCGAGCCUCGCCGUCUCUAUUCUCUGAAUGGGUUGCUCCGAGACCAAGGCACUUGCCUCUGCUAAAAGCUGCUUCGAAUCGUCACAUUCCCAUUAGACAACAGUCUGAGCUUUGGGCUCCUUUGCCUGACCAAGGAUGGAAAGCUUGUAAUGAACCAACUACUGUCUCUUCAUUACCUGCACAUUCACAAGGGUAUAUACAAGUCUUCCUGGAUGGAGGGUUAAACCAGCAAAGAAUGGGAGUAAGUACCUGAGAAUUUGGUGCAAAUUAUCUUUGCUUCUUCCUCUCUUUGUGAUUCUUCUUGUUUGUCUGUGUCUUUUGGCUGUCAAAAAAGGUAUGUGAUGCUGUUGCAGUUGCUAUGAUACUCAAUGCAACACUUGUUGUUCCGCAUCUUGAUUUGAACCCUGUUUGGCAAGAUUCAAGUUCAUUCAGCGACAUAUUUGAUGUGGAUCAUUUUAUCAAUGUUCUGAGUAAUGAAGUCAAAAUAGUUAAAGAACCACCCAGAGAGUAUGCUUGGAGCACUAGAGAGUACUAUGCGACAGGUAUACGACCUACCCGAAUUAAAACAGCUCCUGUCCAUGCUUCUGCUCAGUGGUAUCAAGAAAAUGUCUUGCCUGUACUUCAGAGCUAUGGAAUAGUGGCAAUUGCCCCCUUUUCUCAUCGCUUGGCCUUUGAUCAACUGCCUACUCACCUCCAGCGGCUGAGAUGUAAAGUGAACUUUGAAGCACUAGCAUUUGUUCGUGAUGUCAAAGUGUUAGGAGACUUGAUUGUUAAUCGUCUUCGCAAUACCCAUCACCAAGCCUUGGGAUCAGAGUUGAGGGAAAACAUUGAUGGUUCUGGACAUGAAGGCUCAGGAAAAUAUGUAGUAUUACAUCUUCGAUUCGAUAAAGAUAUGGCUGCUCACUCAGCCUGUGACUUUGGUGGAGGUAAAACUGAAAAGCUUGCUCUGGCAAAGUACCGACAAGUGCUUUGGCAGGGAAGAGUGUUGAACUCUCAGUUCACAGACAAUGAGUUAAGGAGUCAAGGGCGUUGUCCAUUAACACCUGAAGAGAUUGGGCUGCUUCUGGCAGCUUUAGGCUUCAGCAACAAUACUCGCCUCUAUCUCGCAUCCCACAAGGUCUAUGGUGGAGAAGCAAGGAUUGCUACGUUGAAGCAGUUAUUCCCUCUGAUGGAAGAUAAGAAGACUCUUGCUUCGGCAGAUGAACUGGCUAAGGUUGAAGGGAAAGCUUCUCUAUUAGCUGCAGUUGAUUAUUAUGUCAGCUUGAAGAGCGACAUAUUCAUAUCUGCUUCACCUGGAAACAUGCACAAUGCAUUGGUGGGACACAGAGCCUAUUUGAAUUCGAAGACCAUAAGGCCAAACAUGGUGCUGUUAGGGCCAUUGUUCCUGAACAAGAGCAUGGUUUGGCCAGACUUUGAAGCUGCAGUUCUCAACGGUCACAGAAAUAGACAGGGCCAGAUUAGGCUGAGAAAGGAGAAGCAAUCCAUUUUCACCUAUCCUGCACCUGAUUGUAUGUGUAAAUCAUAACUUGCACGAUUUGUUGUUUGAAAAAAAAACAUUGACGGCCGUUUGUUAGAUCAUUGAGGCCCUUCGAUCCGACAUCAUGCUUUCUGGCUUCUGCAACUUGUAUAUUCAUGCAACUGCAGCCUGCAGUUGUGUCAGCGACGGCCGACGGACGUCAAGUAGCUCACUAUUUCGAUAUAUAAAUUGACAGAUUCACAAGGGUGGCAGUGGCUUAGAAACGAAGAAACUGGUUCUUGACUUCUUUCUACUAGGAGAGAAUACAUAUGUUUUAUAACGCAUUAGUUUUGAACUUCUGAUCUACUGUACUUGCAUUUUCACAUC